UGUCCAUUGGAUUAGUAAGCACAAACUAUUCCUUCAUAUAUUUAAAUAAGGUUAUUGAAAAUUAAGCACCAGUUUGUGUGCAAAUCUCACUGCAACUUGACCAUGAUCAGUGUAACCUGGAGCUUCAUCCUUAUUUGGACAAAGAUAGGGCUGUUGCUGAAAAUGGCACCUCAUUUUUCCAGUGCCAAACCAUGCCCUUCUGCGUGCCGCUGUGAUGCAGGAUUCAUUUACUGCAAUGAUCGUGACUUGACUUCUACUCCAACUGGGAUUCCAGGGGAUGCUACAACUCUUUACCUUCAGAACAAUCAAAUUAAUAAUGCUGGGAUUCCUUCCGAGUUAAAAACCUUAAUAAAAGUAGAGAGAAUUUAUUUAUAUCACAACAGCUUGGAUGAAUUCCCUAUCAACCUUCCAAAAUACGUCAAAGAAUUGCAUUUGCAAGAAAAUAACAUAAGGACAAUUACUUAUGAUUCACUGUCACAAAUUCCUUAUCUAGAAGAAUUGCAUUUGGAUGAUAAUUCAGUUUCUGCUGUUAGUAUUGAAGAUGGAGCCUUCCGGGAUAAUAUUUAUCUCAGACUACUUUUUCUUUCUCGAAAUCACCUUAGCACCAUUCCCUGGGGCUUGCCCAAAACAAUAGAGGAGCUGCGUUUGGAUGAUAAUCGUAUUUCCACAAUUUCAGAGCUGUCCCUUCAAGAUCUUACAAAUUUAAAACGCCUAGUUUUAGAUGGAAAUCUCUUAAGCAAUCACGGAUUAGGAGAGAAGGUCUUCACAAAUCUAGUCAAUUUAACUGAACUCUCACUAGUUCGUAAUUCUCUUACAGCAGCUCCAGUAAAUUUGCCAGGCACAAAUCUGAGAAAGCUUUAUCUACAAGAAAACCAUAUCAAUCAUGUACCACCUAAUGCUUUUGCAUAUCUACGGCAAUUAUAUCGAUUGGAUAUGUCAAACAACAAUCUCAGUAAUUUACCUCAGGGUGUCUUUGAUGACCUAGACAAUAUAACCCAGUUGUUUCUUCGCAACAACCCUUGGCGCUGUGGGUGCAAAAUGAAAUGGGUUCGUGAUUGGCUACAGACCCUGCCUCUCAAAGUUAAUGUACGUGGACUGAUGUGUCAAGCACCAGAAAAAGUGCGGGGCAUGGCUAUCAAAGAUCUCAACAAAGAGCUAUUUGAUUGCAAAGAUGAAGAUAUUGUAAGCACGAUCCAAAUUACUGCUUCAAUACCAAACACAUUAUAUCCUGUGCAGGGACACUGGCCCAUUUCUGUGACCAAAUCUCCUGAAAUAAGGACUGUUAAUCCACAUAAAAAUUACAGAACAGCUUCCCCACCACAGGAAAUCAUUACCAUAGUUGUAAAAUCUGUAAGCACGGAGACUAUUCACAUUUCUUGGAAAGUUGCACUACCCAUGACUGCUCUGAGACUUAGUUGGCUCAAAAUGGGUCACAGCCCAGCCUUUGGAUCUAUAACUGAAACCAUUGUUACAGGGGACCGAAAUGACUACCUGCUCACUGCACUUGAGCCAGAUUCCCCAUACCGUGUAUGCAUGGUUCCCAUGGAAACCAGUAACAUCUAUCUAUAUGAUGAAACUCCUGUCUGUAUAGAGACCGAAACUGCUCCUCUUAGAAUGUACAAUCCUACAACAACCCUAAACCAUGAACAAGAGAAAGAACCAUACAAAAACUCUAACUUGCCCUUAGCCGCCAUCAUAGGAGGUGCAGUGGCUCUGGUAACUAUAGCAUUGCUUGCUUUAGUCUGCUGGUAUGUCCACAGGAAUGGUUCCUUGUUCUCAAGAAAUUGUACCUAUAGCAAAGGACGGCGAAGAAAAGAUGACUAUGCUGAGGCUGGAACUAAGAAGGACAAUUCCAUCCUAGAAAUCAGGGAGACUUCUUUUCAGAUGAUCUCUCUGAACAAUGAGCAAGUGUCUAAAGAGGAGUUUGUAAUACAUACCAUAUUUCCACCUAAUGGGAUGAAUCUAUAUAAAAACAACCACAGUGAAAGCAGUAGUAACAGAAGCUACAGAGACAGUGGUAUACCUGAUUCAGAUCACUCACAUUCAUGAUAGUAAGAAAAUGGAAGACUUGGGGUAGUUACUUUUUCUCACAAAGGAAGGCAACUUUACUGGUUGCUGGAGUACUACAGAACACUGGAUUAAAAGACUGUAUAAGCAAUGUAUUGUACAUUUGCCAUAUAAUUUAUAUUUAAGAACUUUUUAUUAAAAGUUUCAAAUUUCAGGUGACUGCUGCGAU
Notechis scutatus (mainland tiger snake) is the source of this 2236-nucleotide messenger RNA. The record is from RefSeq and is a predicted model, not a curated record. Lineage: Eukaryota; Metazoa; Chordata; Lepidosauria; Squamata; Elapidae.